UUUCUUUGUAUCGUGGGAAUUGGUGCACAUGGGCUGCCUCUGAAGUGUGGUUGCUAAUACUGUUUUUCUCUCCCUCAGCUUACAAAGAGAUUGCAGGGACAUCCUAAUAGUGCUGUUUUAAUGGUUCAGUGGCUAAAAUGUGUGUUAACGGUCCAUGCAUCUUACCUAUCCACAUUGCCUGAUCUGGUACCCCAGCUGGGAACACUAUACCAGUUAAUGGAAAGCAGAGUAAAAACUUUUCAGAAACUCUCCCACCUUCAUGGAAAGCUUAUUCUUCUAAUCACUCAAGUUACAGCGUCAGAAAAAACAAAGGGAAUGACUUGUCCUGCACAAAAGGCAAAAUUGGUGUAUGAGGAAGAAUCUUCUGAAGAGGAGUCAGAUGACGAAAUUGCAGAGAAGGACUCUGAUGAUAACUGGGAUGAAGAUGAGGAAGAGAAAGAAAGUGAAAAAGAUGAGGAUGUUGAUGAGAACGAUGAGGAGGAGGAAGAUGCUGAAGAAAAAGAUGAAGAGAAUGGGGAGGAGGACAGGGAUGUAGCCAGUGAGAAAGAAUUAAAUGGAGAUUCUGACUUAGAUCCUGAAAAUGAAAGUGAAGAAGAGUGAGGACGGAGAACAAGCCGAUGGAGCUGUCAUCUCCGGUACACCUUCCCCAAUGCUGCCGAGUUCUCCUGGGAAGGGUUGUCUCUGGGACAGGCGCCAAGGACCGUUGCACAUUUCCAGAUUCCUCGUGGUGGUUCCCAUGCCGUCUCGCUGUCCUGAGCACCCCAGACUUCACUGUGUAUAUAAGAGUGUUUCCUUCAAAUGUUAAUAAACUUUACACAGCAAAUAGACACCUUUUCUGCAAUGUACUGACAUGAGUGUCCAAUAUAUGGUAUAUUUUUAUAAUAUAAUAUCCCAGUAUGGUUGGUUAUAGCAAGAAUUGACAUAAGUGAAGACACAGACAUCUCCCAUGUAGGGUUUCAAAAACUGGACUUUUGUGAAGGAGUCAGCUCUUAUCUCAGGUUGGUAUCUUUCAUCAGAUCCAGAUACAAAGCGGCACUAGUGAAAACAAUUUUUAAUUUGGUACAUUUUCAUAAAAUAUGAAGGGAUAACUAAAGAUUCGGAGCAAAAACAGUUGGGAUUUAAAAACUUUUAAGUAUCAGUAUCCCUAGCUUGCUUGCUAUUAAUGGUGGUGAUCUGAUUUGAGUCAGGUUGAGUAUUUGGAGUGCUUCCCCCAAACAGCCACUUAUUUUUUAAGCUGUCAUGUGGAAUAUUUUUUUAAAACACAAAAAAUUAUGGUAAUUAAAAAACUAAAGAAUUAGCCAUAUUAAGGAUUUUUCUUGACUGCAGGUUGCCUGUAAAGAAUCAUCAGUGUAUAGAUUUAGAAGUACUCAUUAUCUGCAACUUUUUAAAAAAUUCAGUUAUAGCUGCUUUUGAAGAGGUUUUCAUUUUUAUUUAAAUUACUAAUGGAUCAAAGAACAACUGUUUAUUUUUUCUCUUUGGUUUUAGAUAUUAAUGAUAACCUUGUUGGAAUUUUUUUCCAAAGAAAAUAUUUUUAUAAUUCAGUAAUUUAAUGUUUUCCUUCCUUUUCAUUACCCACUCUUGGCAGUGUUAGGGUAUCUGUUUACCUUUAAAAUAAUAAAUCUGACUCAAGAUUUUUUAUGUAUGUAUAAAUAAGUAUUUUGGUGUGCUACAAAAGCCUUUUCAAAUUAUCAGUAAUUUUUUUUUUUUAAAUUAAAAGAAUGAGCCAGUAUUUGUGUAGUGCUCUCUAGGGAACAAUGCAGAUGGAAGCUCAACUCUAAGGGAGGGCUGGGGAGAUGGGUUUAUUUUUACCACCUGUGAAUAUGUAGAACACAAAACCAUUAUCUCUGAGGGACUUUUUAACUUUAAUGGCAGAACAGAGAUUUCUGUGCUCAACUCAUAGAGCUGGAGCCACACAAGCAUCUUGGGAAAACAAGUUUGAGCCGCUACUGGUGUAAUGUACAGUUAUAUUUGUCUAUAAAUGGAACUGUUUAUGGCAAUUUAAUACCAUUCUCUUUGUAAAGUGAAUAAAUAUUCAUCUUUACCCGG
Messenger RNA from Leptonychotes weddellii (Weddell seal), 2046 nucleotides. The record is from RefSeq and is a predicted model, not a curated record. NCBI's taxonomy places the organism in Eukaryota, Metazoa, Chordata, Mammalia, Carnivora, Phocidae.